GCAGUGGGUGUGGCUCCACAAUUGUUAGCUGGCAUGGCCGCUGACGACGGAGACGGUGGGGAAUUCGGGGAUUUCAGCUCCGCUUUCCCGAGCCUCAGCGAAGAACUGACACCCUACGGUCAAGAUCAUGUUGUUUCAGACCCCGUGCUUCUGUUUGAUGCAAAUGAAAAUGGCAAUUUAGACCUAAACUUGGAUUUCUCUGCUUUUUCAUUCGCUUCGCCUGUUGUUACAAGUGAUGAACAGUCCACCGCAGGAGAUUCGUUGAAACGGCCAGAAGAAAAUGAUACUUCAGGCUUUGAAGGACUGUCAGGUUUCCAAUCUGCACCUGGAGGACCUUCCUCCUCAGACCAACAAAGAGAUGAAGAUUGGGGUGACUUUGGAGGAUAUGAGACUGCUGCGCUUCAUAUGCCAUUGGCCCCAACUCAGACGCCAAAUACUGAAAACCCUAACAUUAAGCUUGCUGGUCAUAAUACUGUGAGUUUUGCAUCAACGUUAAUGGGGGGAAAGGUGAUUGUUAGUAUUUGGCAAGUAUUUGGUUGCUGUUACAUACAGAGGAAGGCAGGGGACUACAUUUGAAUGUUUCCAGGUUCACAUUUUUUUAUCCAAGCACUUGUUAGCAAUCCUGUUUGGGUCAUCUCUUAUAUCUGUUUUGUUUUUGGUAGCUUCAUUAUGACAAUUGUAUACUAUAAUAGAAAAUUUUGCUGUAAUGCAACAACAACCCUUACAAGGGCUUGUGUUAUUAUUUUUAACUUGGCCGGAUCAAAAAGUUAGCUGCCAAGCCACACGUUGGCACUGCUUCCAUCAUGUGCCAUACCUUUACAUCUACUGUAGCAGGUCCUGCUUGAUUGCAGCCAGAAUUUUGACACUGGCAUGCGUGAUGGUUUACCACCAACAGUUAAGUCGCUCUUGCUCACACACAUAUCCUCAGCAUUUGUGAAGUACAAAGUCAAAGUCAGUGAUUAUGAAGCAACCUUUAGGAAAGGAUUGGUGGAGCCCUGGACAGGAGUUGUGGUGAUGCUCCCAACUGCCCUCGGACUGGUAUGGAAGAGGCCAGCUCUUGUCCUCAGUUUUAAGGAAGCCCCAAUGCCAUCCAUCACAGUUAAAAGGGAAACUAAAUGGACAGGGUUGCUUGAGGCUGUUUUCGAAACAAUACUGUGUAUUUUCACCAAGAUUAAAGUAGUGGUGCAUUUAAUGUAUGUACGUCUCACAGGUUUUAGGAGGCAGGGUCUCAACAAGUGUUUUUGUAGUAUGUUUCGGAUGUCCAACUGGAAUCAUAUUAGGGAGCAUUGCUGAUACAUCUAAUGUGAAUUUCAGUUGGCUCCUACAGCUGCAAAAGAGCAUUGAUUUUACCGUUCCUCUCUGCAAAUGGGAUACAAGUUAUCUCCAAGCCUGCUACUAUUCCUCAAUCAAAGUUGAUCCUAUUCUUGUAACCAAGGCGGAUGUGGCUUUUGUUGCAGAAGUGGCACAGUUAGCUGUCAUGGAUGGUCAGUCUGCAGCUUUAGAUCUAAUGGAAUCAUUUGGUUUUGAGGGAGGUGUCGAGCCAACUUCACCCACGGAUCCUGGCAUUAGCUUUUUUCCAACUGAUGUAUCAUAUCCUACUGCUAGUUACAGUGAACCAACUCUGUUGGAUUUGAGCCUACCAAAUUCUCCUUCAGAAGACUUGAAAGAAACAGAUUCAUUCACACUGGAUGCUGACUUGCAAGGUCUUGAACUUCAGUCUUUGGAGGCAGAGAGACAGAAGACAUCUAUUGAGCAGCUUGCUCUCAAUGAAAGACUAGUUAUUAACCGUACAACAUGGAUUGACUCAGAACUAGAGCAACUUGGUGAUAUUGGUCUCAUCACGGCUCCUUUAGCUCAGUCACAAUCUGUUGAUCAAAACAAGGGGCUGACAAAAAAAGCAUCAUUUCAGGAGCAACUUCAGCAGUUGGGUUUGGACACAAGUAAAACAUCAUUCACCUCAACCACCAUUCAAACAAUGCCAGAAAUGAGUAUAUCUGCCCGGCUAGUAUUGGACCGCCUUCCAAACCUUUCAUUCAUGUUACAAGAGAAUGUAGUAGCUAUACAUCAUCACUAUUACCAUUGAAUAUUCACUUGUGUGUAGUAAGUGUGUAAGUAAUUGUUUUGGGUCUACCCAUUGGUUCUCCCAGUUUGCACAGUGCCAGGACACCAAACUCAUCAGAAGACUGGUGUAGCAUGGAGUGUUGUUUUGGCCCAAAUG
Geodia barretti is the source of this 2218-nucleotide messenger RNA. The record is from the annotation of a GenBank genome assembly. Lineage: Eukaryota; Metazoa; Porifera; Demospongiae; Tetractinellida; Geodiidae.